Molecule: messenger RNA, 568 nt
Organism: Drosophila busckii
Lineage: Eukaryota; Metazoa; Arthropoda; Insecta; Diptera; Drosophilidae
Gene: Mlc-c
Product: myosin-2 essential light chain
Exons: 3
Coding region: 99-542 (147 amino acids)
Cellular component (GO): myosin II complex
Molecular function (GO): calcium ion binding; myosin heavy chain binding
Source: RefSeq, a predicted model, not a curated record
UCGAGUAUAGUUUACCAUCGCUAUAAAAUAAUUUUGAUUAGUGCAUUUCACAUCAAUUUAUCCUGUGUUUUGUGUUGAUUUCUCUGCAUCAAAUCAACAUGGCAGCUUACACCGAGGAUCAGUUGGCUGAGUUCCAGGAAGCCUUCAACCUAUUUGACAACCGUGGCGACGGCAAGAUUCAGCUGUCCCAGGUGGGAGAAUGCCUGCGAGCCCUAGGGCAAAAUCCCACGGAGUCGGAUGUCAAAAAGUGCACCCAUCAGCUGAAGCCCGAUGAGCGUAUUUCGUUUGAGGUCUUCCUACCCAUCUAUCAGGCCAUCUCGAAAGCGCGCUCUGGCGAUACAGCUGAUGACUUCAUUGAAGGCUUGCGUCAUUUCGAUAAGGAUGCCAGUGGUUACAUUUCGUCCGCCGAACUGCGUCAUCUUCUCACAACCCUGGGAGAGAAGUUGACCGACGAGGAGGUGGAACAACUGCUGGCCAACAUGGAGGAUCAGCAGGGAAACAUCAACUACGAGGAGUUUGUGCGUAUGGUGAUGAGCGGUUGAAGAUCUAUGAGGGCCCCGCAUAGAUU